Molecule: messenger RNA, 2837 nt
Organism: Drosophila persimilis
Lineage: Eukaryota; Metazoa; Arthropoda; Insecta; Diptera; Drosophilidae
Gene: Gad1
Product: glutamate decarboxylase
Exons: 8
Coding region: 104-1636 (510 amino acids)
Biological process (GO): carboxylic acid metabolic process
Cellular component (GO): cytoplasm
Molecular function (GO): pyridoxal phosphate binding; carboxy-lyase activity
Source: RefSeq, a predicted model, not a curated record
GCACAUUUCUUUCGUCCUUCACAUCGUUGGCACCGCCACAGUAGCCAAAGUGAAUUAUCUAAGGCAAUACAUCGACGAUAUCCGCAGGAUAAUCGAGGAGAAAAUGUCGCUCAAUCCGAACGGGUAUAAACUGUCCGAAAGGACGGGCAAACUGACGGCAUAUGAUCUCAUGCCCACAACAGUGUCUGCCGGACCGGAGACACAGGAGUUCCUGCUGAAGGUAGUCGAUGUGCUAUUGGAUUUCGUAAAGGCCACCAAUGAUCGAAAUGAGAAGGUACUGGAUUUCCAUCAUCCAGAGGACCUGAAGCGUUUGCUGGACCUGGAGGUGCCCGAUCGGGCCUUGCCGCUGCAGCAGUUGAUCGAGGACUGUGCCACCACAUUGAAGUACCAAGUGAAGACGGGACAUCCACACUUCUUCAAUCAGUUGUCCAAUGGACUCGAUCUGAUCUCCAUGGCUGGCGAGUGGCUGACGGCCACGGCCAAUACCAACAUGUUCACAUACGAGAUCGCCCCAGUGUUCAUUCUUAUGGAGACGGUGGUGCUGACGAAGAUGCGCGAGAUCAUCGGUUGGUCCGGCGGCGAUUCCAUCCUGGCGCCCGGUGGCUCCAUUUCGAAUCUAUACGCCUUCCUGGCGGCCCGGCAUAAGAUGUUCCCCAACUACAAGGAGCAUGGCUCUCGGGGAUUGCCCGGAAAUUUGGCGAUGUUCACCUCGGACCAGUGCCAUUACUCGAUCAAGUCAUGCGCCGCCGUCUGCGGCCUGGGCACCGACCACUGCAUUGUGGUGCCCUCGGAUGAGAAUGGCAAGAUGAUUACCUCGGAGCUGGAGCGAUUGAUCCUCGAGCGCAAGGCCAAGGGCGACAUACCCUUCUUUGUCAAUGCCACCGCUGGAACCACUGUCCUUGGGGCUUUCGAUGAUAUCAACACCAUCGCGGACAUUUGCGAGAAGUACAACUGCUGGAUGCACAUCGAUGCUGCUUGGGGCGGCGGUCUGUUGAUGUCUCGCAAGCAUCGUCAUCCCAGAUUCACUGGCGUUGAGCGCGCCGAUUCGGUCACCUGGAAUCCACACAAACUGAUGGGAGCUCUACUGCAGUGCUCGACCAUUCAUUUCAAGGAGGAUGGCCUCCUCAUCAGCUGCAACCAGAUGUCGGCGGAGUAUCUGUUCAUGACCGAUAAGCAUUAUGACAUUAGCUACGACACUGGAGACAAGGUGAUCCAGUGCGGACGCCACAACGACAUCUUCAAGCUGUGGCUGCAGUGGCGCGCCAAGGGCACCGAGGGCUUCGAACAGCAGCAGGACCGCUUGAUGGAGUUGGUCCAAUACCAGCUGAAGCGCAUUCGCGCCCAGUCCGAUCGCUUCCAUCUGAUCCUGGAGCCAGAGUGCGUCAAUGUAUCGUUCUGGUAUGUGCCCAAGCGGCUGCGGGGAGUGCCCCAUGAUGCCAGAAAGGAGACAGAGUUGGGAAAGAUCUGUCCUAUUAUCAAGGGACGCAUGAUGCAAAAGGGCAGUCUGAUGGUGGGCUAUCAGCCUGACGAUCGACGACCCAAUUUCUUCCGUUCGAUCAUCUCAUCGGCUGCCGUCAACGAGGCGGAUGUGGACUUUAUGCUGGAUGAGAUCCAUCGUUUGGGCGAUGAUUUGUAAGCGGUUCUCAGGAUGGAAUGAUAAUGGUAGAUCAUACAAAAAGCAUAUCAAGGAGACCGCGAAACGAAUGAAGAAAGAUCAUCAGAGUUCAAUGUUGAAUGUAAAUUUGUUUGUAUGUAUCUAUAAAGUGUUACUAGCAGUUCCUUUUCCGAUUCUCCAUUCCGUUACUGUUAUACGUUAACCGUUAUCCCAGUGUGUGGGCCAGUGUUGGAAAUUUUCAUAUAAUCAAAACCUGUUAAUGCGAGCGUUUGUUUUUUUUUUUUGGUAAAACUAUAUCUAAAACCGAUAUUAAAAUCGAAAAAGAUUCAAGAAAACUAUAAGUAUACAAUAUUUGAAUAUCUAUAUGUACCACCACAACACGCACCACCAGAAAACACGGAACACGGUCCCAUAAACCCACAUAAUACCUAUGAAACGAUAUACAUAUAUUUACUGUUGGAAAAUACUGUUGAAUGGUUAAUCGAACGCUAUCUUAACAUAUCAGGAAGAUGAAGAAGGAGAGGGUUCCGUUUGAUUCGUUAUGUUAAUCGUUUGAUCUAUUUUGCGGAGAGAAAAGUUACCUACUAUACUCGUAUAGAGACGUUGAUCUAUGGCCAUGCGUACCUUUAUAGAGAGACCUGUGCUUGUUACUUAAGAAGAAACUGAAAGAGGAUCUGGGGACCCCCACAUCCUUAGAUCGUAUCUAGUCCAAUUAUCGAACUGUGCUAUAUACUCGUCUAGAGAAUUAAAUACGUAUAAACGAAUUAGUUGGAGUUUAGUUUCCCAUAUCCAAAAAGUCAAUUAAACUCAAUUACAAAUGUUGGACUGCCUAUUCUUUUCUAUGAGUUUCCAUAUUCUUUCAAAUUCUGUUAGUCCAAAGGAAGGUAUAGGAAAAGUCAGAGAAGGGAUUCGAGACCACUCCAUGUACACAACUCAGACAAAUCAUAUACUACAACAAAAGAACACGAAUCGUUUGUCAAUUCAAUAUAAAUAAAGAUAAAUCAGAUCAAAGAUAAAGGAUAUAUAUUAUACAUAUGUAUUGUAUUUUAAAUGUGUUUUAACUAAGUUUAUCCAGUACAAGAGAUAUACUAUGUGUAGAUCAGAUAUUGGUAUAUAUAUCAUGAGUCUCAUUUAAUGUAUGUUUAAAUUAUUGUAUAUGUAUGUGCAGAUCCCAAAACAAGAGCAAAACAAGAAUUAUUCCAACAUAAAAAUAUAAUUAUAA